Chlorella variabilis is the source of this 600-nucleotide messenger RNA. RefSeq lists its product as hypothetical. The coding region runs from base 1 to 600 and encodes 199 amino acids. The record is from RefSeq and is a predicted model, not a curated record. NCBI's taxonomy places the organism in Eukaryota, Viridiplantae, Chlorophyta, Trebouxiophyceae, Chlorellales, Chlorellaceae. The transcript has 3 exons.
AUGCAGGUGGCUGUCUCAAAGUUCUCCGGUUCUGCAAAGGAGAAUCCAGAGACCUUCAUCCGCACGGUUGAGAGCGCGAAGGGCCUCUACAGCUGGAGCGACGCCCAGGCCAUGGCGUUCGCCGGCCUCCAUCUGAAAGGGAAGGCGCUGGACUGGUACAACAUUCAGGAGCCCAUGACUUGGCUCCGCUUCAAGAAAGCUUUGAUUGGACGUUUUGGACUGGAGCCCAGCAGGAUGCUGGCAGCCCUGACCAAGCGGAUGCAGGGAGAGAAGGAGAGUGUGCGUGACUACGCCGACGCGCUGUGCACCCUCGUGCGGCACUCCCAGGACCCCAAUCUACAGUCCACCUUGCGGCACUUCUUCAUGAGUGGUCUGAGAGAGGACGUGCAGAGCUUUGUGAAGACUCGCCGUCCUGAGACCUUUGAAGCAGCAGUGGCCGAAGGGGAGUAUUUUGAGGACACGAGUCUACAACAAGGGGUGAAUGGUGCACAUCCAAUUAGAAGCUGUCAGUAUGACUUUGAAGAAGACUUGCGGCAUGCCAUCCACAUCCUGGUCAGGGGCUCCAGCUACUUGCAUAUUGAUACAGAUCUCAGCAAGUAA